Molecule: messenger RNA, 4176 nt
Organism: Arabis nemorensis
Lineage: Eukaryota; Viridiplantae; Streptophyta; Magnoliopsida; Brassicales; Brassicaceae
Source: the annotation of a GenBank genome assembly
AUGGCUGGGAAGUCGAACAAAUCGAAGGCUAAGAGAGCUGCUCAGAGCUCUGCCUCUAGUUCCACUGAGUCCGCCGCUCAAGCCGAAGCUAUUCCUGCUGUUCCUGUUCCUGCUCCUGUUACUGCGUCGGUUCCCGAUAAUGGAACCGUCGAAGCUGUUGACUCUGCCGUGCCUGAAGCCAAUCAGACUCCUCCUCCGGUUCCUAAGGCUGACGAUGGCGAAUCUCAAGUAGCAAGUAACGAUUCCCAACCUAAGCAAGGUGAACUUCGUCUUUAUCCUGUUUCUGUCAAAACACAGAGUGGGAGUAAAAUGGAGCUACAAUUGAACCCUGGAGACUCAGUGAUGGAUAUAAGGCAGUUCCUUCUUGAUGCUCCAGAGACAUGCUACUUCACAUGCUACGAGCUAUUGCUCCGUAAUAAGGAUGGAGAGACUCACCAUCUGGAGGACUACAAUGAGAUAUCUGAAGUAGCUGACAUCACCAGUGGUGGUUGCACAUUGGAAAUGGUUGCAGCGUUGUAUGACGAUAGAUCGAUCAGGGCUCAUGUUCACCGUGCUAGAGAUCUUCUGUCCCUUUCGACACUCCACUCUUCCCUGUCAACAACACUUGCAUUGCAGUAUGAUACGGCACUGAACAAAGUUCAGAAUCCUGGAGAUAAACCGAAAUCUGAUGUUCCAGAGCUUGACAGUCUAGGUUUUAUGGAAGAUGUGCCCGGGUCUCUCAGGAAGUUAAUAAAUUCUCCAACAGAAGAGAUCAAGUGUGUGGAGAACAUCGUCUUCUCAUCGUUCAAUCCUCCUCCAAGCCACAGAAGGCUUGUAGGAGAUUUAAUAUAUUUGGAUGUUGUGACGUUGGAAGGUAACAAAUACUGCAUUACGGGUACCACAAAGGCGUUUUAUGUUAAUUCUAGCUCAGAGAAUGUUCUCGAUCCAAGGCCAAGUAAAUCUGGUUUUGAAGCUACUCUUAUUGGAUUAUUGCAAAAACUUAGCUCUAAGUUUAAAAAAGCUUUCCGCGAAGUCAUGGAAAAGAAAGCCUCUGCACAUCCCUUUGAAAAUGUCCAAUCGCUUUUGCCACCACACUCAUGGCUAAGAUCAUAUCCUGUUCCUGAUCACAAGCGUGAUGCAGCGAGGGCGGAGGAAGCUUUGACCAUUUCUUAUGGUAGUGAGCUGAUUGGUAUGCAAAGAGAUUGGAAUGAGGAGUUGCAAUCUUGCAGAGAGUUCCCUCACACUAGUCCUCAGGAAAGGAUCUUACGUGACAGGGCUCUUUACAAAGUGUCGUCGGACUUUGUCGAUGCAGCGCUUAAUGGAGCAAUUGGUGUAAUCAGCCGUUGUAUACCACCCAUAAAUCCAACUGAUCCAGAGUGUUUGCACAUGUACGUGCACAACAAUAUCUUUUUCAGUUUUGCUGUUGAUGCCGACAUUGAACAGCUAUCCAAGAAACGUCCAUCGAAUAAUCUUGCAGUGAGUGAGAAGGUAUCGUCAUCUGACAAGGUUCCAUGCACAGAUGGAACAUGCGAUGGAGAAAAUAAUGAGGAGCUUAACAGCUGUCAUGAGGCGCCGCUUGUUGAAAAUGAGCAAGCAACGUAUGCCUCUGCAAACAAUGACUUGAAAGGCACAAAGUUAUAUCAAGAAGCAGACGUCCCAGGGUUAUAUAAUCUGGCAAUGGCCAUUAUUGAUUACAGGGGUCAUAGGGUUGUUGCUCAGAGUGUUCUACCGGGAAUCCUUCAAGGGGAUAAAUCAGAUGCUCUUUUGUAUGGCUCAGUCGAUAAUGGGAAGAAAAUAUGCUGGAAUGAAGAUUUCCAUGCUAAGGUGCUAGAAGCUGCAAAGCUUCUUCACAUAAAGGAACAUUCUGUUAUUGAUGCAUCCGAAAAUGUCUUCAAGUUGGCUGCUCCAGUAGAGUGCAAGGGAAUUGUUGGGUCUGACAACAGACAUUACCUCUUGGACUUGAUGAGAGUGACACCCCGUGACGCCAAUUAUACAGGUCCAGAGUCACGCUUUUGUGUCCUCAGACCAGAACUGAUAACAUCAUUUUGUCAGGCUGAAUCAAAAUUAAAAACCAAGACUGAUGAAGGAGCCGAUAUCGUUUCUGAUCCUUCUGAUGUUAGUGUUGAUACUUCUAAAGUUGGUGAUGCAUUGAUCCAUGCAGAGGAAAAUGGGGCUUCAACUUCUGAUAAGAAAACUCUUACAGAAAAGCUAGAUACCGCCACCGAAGAUUCUGCAGCCGGUUCUUCCGAAACUUCCAAAUCAUGUGAUGAAAUAGCAUUUAACCCCAAUGUCUUCACUGACUUCACAUUAGGUGGCAAUCAAGAGGAGAUAGCUGCUGAUGAAGCAAAUGUGAAGAAAGUUAGCUCAUACCUUGUGGAUGUGGUUCUUCCGAAAUUUAUAGAAGAUCUUUGCAGUCUUGAAGUUUCUCCAAUGGAUGGUCAGACUUUGACUGAAGCACUCCAUGCUCAUGGUGUUAAUGUUCGUUAUAUUGGAAGAGUUGCUAAUGGUGUGAAGCAUUUGCCUCAUUUGUGGGAUCUUUGUCUGAAUGAGAUUACUGUCAGAUCCGCAAAGCACAUUCUGAAGGACAUUCUAAGAGAUAUAGAGGAUCAUGAUAUUGGAGCAGCAGUCUCACAUUUCCUCAAUUGUUUCUUUGGAAACUAUCAAGCUGCGGGGGGAAAAGCUAGCGCUAACAGCGUGCAUGCCAAGAAUCAAAAGAAGGAUCAAUCUGUCACCAAGAAGGGUCAAGGAAGAGGAAAAGGAAAAGCUUCUGCAAAGAAAAGUUUAUCAUCGUAUAUGAUGGUUGACUCUAACAUUCUAUGGUCUGACAUUCAGGAAUUUGCCAAAACCAAAUAUGAGUUUGAGUUGCCCGAGCUAUCAAGAACUAUGGCUAAAAAAAUACCUGUUCUUCGUAACCUUUGCCAAAAGGUUGGUAUCAGUAUUGCUGCUCGCAAAUAUGAUUUUAGUGCAACCUCGCCUUUUGAAACGACAGAUAUAUUGGAUCUUUGGCCUGUAAUUAAGCAUUCUGUCCCUGUAUGCUCUGAGGCUAAAGAUCUCGUUGAGAUGGGGAAGGUCCAACUGGCUGAGGGCAUGCUUAGUGAAUCCUACACGUUUUUUUCAGAGGCUUUUUCAAUACUUCAACAGGUGACUGGUCCAAUGCACAGGGAAGUUGCAAACUGCUGCAGGUACCUGGCCAUGGUUUUGUACCAUGCAGGAGAUAUGGCUGGGGCCAUAAUGCAGCAACACAAGGAACUAAUCAUAAAUGAGCGAUGCCUUGGUUUGGACCAUCCUGAUACUGCUCACAGCUAUGGCAAUAUGGCUCUUUUCUAUCAUGGACUUAAUCAGACAGAGCUUGCUCUACAAAACAUGGGUCGUGCCUUGCUGCUACUUGGCCUUUCAUCUGGCCCUGAUCAUCCAGAUGUUGCAGCUACAUUUAUAAAUGUUGCCAUGAUGUAUCAAGAUAUGGGAAAAAUGGACACAGCAUUACGUUAUCUUCAAGAGGCUUUGAAGAAAAACGAGAGACUCCUUGGCCCUGAACACAUUCAGACUGCAGUAUGCUACCACGCCCUUGCCAUUGCUUUCAACUGUAUGGGUGCAUUCAAGCUCUCACACCAGCAUGAGAAGAAAACCUAUGAUAUACUUGUCAAACAAUUGGGAGACGAUGAUUCCAGGACAAAAGACUCUCUAAACUGGAUGAAGACGUUUAAGAUGCGUGAGCUCCAGAUGAAUGCACAAAAGCAGAAAGGACAAGCAGCCAAUGCGGCCAACACGCAAAAGGCUAUCGAUCUCUUGAAGGCACAUCCGGACCUGAUACAUGCGUUCCAAAACGCAGCAGCUACUGGGAGGUCUAAUGCACUGAACGCGGCUGUCCUCGGGGAGGCUCAACCUCGGGGCAGAGGUUUUGAUGAAAGAGCAGCUCGUGCAGCAGCUGAAGUUAGGAAGAAAGCAACUGCUAAGGGGCUACUGGCUCGCCCCCAUGGUGGUGUUCCAGUUCAAGCUAUGCCACCACUCCCUCAACUUCAAAAAAGGGUCAAUUCAGGAACAGCAGAAACUUCUGAGAAAGGUGGGGAAAAUGGGGAGGCAAAGGUAGAAGAGAAGAAAGAAUCCUCCGAAAACGGGAAAACGUCGAACCUGGCUCCCGCGGGAUUAGGUGCUGGUUUAACAUCUUUGGAUAGGAAGAAGCAAAAAGCCAAAAAAUAA